GCAGCCGGGACGUUUGUUUGUUUGCAAUGUCUGUAAUGUUUGCACGUUGGGACUGGCGCUUCAAGCAUUACGUGCUCAGGGAACAGGAUCUUUGCACACUCCCUGUAGAGUGAUUUAGAACAAUACGCACUCUGAUGUAAAGUGUUUGUCAAACUGGCCAGUGAGAGGCUCAGAGAUUUACCCUCAGUCGGCUGUAAUUGGAAGCACUGCACUCGGGAUUAUGUCAAUUUUGGUGUUUUUUAGAGAGACUAGAAUGAGUGUAUCUUUAAGCAUAACAAUAAUAUUUUAGCAGCAAAACACGAUGGAUAAUCGACGGAAGAAGAAGCUGACAUUCUUCACCAUUGGUCUCAUAUUUCUGCUUAGCGGUGUGGAAUAUGCUGUAAUACUGCCCACUAUAUGGAGGUACUUGCAGACUUUAGAAGCAGCACCUUACUUUCUGGGUUUGGCGCUGUCAGCAUUCAGCUUGAGCGGCCUCCUGACAGGACCCCUGUUUGGCCACUGGUCCGACAAAACACGGACCACUAAGAAGAUCAUCUUGUUUGCCAAUGUUUUUGAGAUAAUCGGUAAUUUCAUGUACUUCAUGGGAUAUUCCAAAUGGCUCUUACUGUCAAGCAGACUUGUGGCAGGCAUCGGAACAGGUGCUGGUUCAUCUAUCUUUGGCUUCCUGACCAGAAGCACCGCCCCUGAGGACCGCGCCACUGCUUUUGCUGCGGUCAUGGCAUGUCGACAAGCUGGCCUUCUGAUUGGUCCAGCAUUUAACAUCUUCCUGAGGUUGUGUGAUUUCAACCUGGGUCCUUUUGUGGUCAAUAAAUAUACUGCACCAGGGCUCUUCAUGUGCCUGCUGUGGACUCUCAUUCAACUGGCGGUGAUCUUCAUGUACUGGGACCUACCACAUCUGGAGAAAGAGAAGGCCAACGACAGAUUGAGAGGCCAGAGCAAGGAUGAGGAGAACAAGCAAGGGCUUAUGGAAGAGGAAAAUGAUGAGGAAAAGCCACUAAUGGGGUCCCAGGAGCUAGGGGGGUCCUACGGCUCAGCCGUGGCAUCCAACACAGCCAGGUCCGACACUUCUGCUGCCUCAAAUGCCACGCUGAAUCAUAUCUCGCCACCUCUCUCUCCAGUGCCACCGGAAUCCCAUGAGUCUUCCAUCCCCUCUAAGACCUCUAGCAUAUCUCGAGAGUUCCUGAGAGAAGAGGUGGUUGUGCUGCUGGCUGCUCAGUUCAUCACUCUCUUCAAUCAGACAGCGCUUGAGACCAUGGUGACCCCGAUGACCCAGAAGUACUUUGGCUAUGGGGAGCUGGAGAACAGCGUGAUGUACUGUCUCUGCGGUGUGGAGGUGAUCGCUGGCUUCCUGUUUGUGCGGUGGCUGAGCCAGCGUGUUACUGAGCGAGUUGUCCUGGCCAUCGGUCUGACGAUCUGCAACAUCUCUGGUGUCUGGUGCUUAAUCUUCCUGGCAAACCCACUAGGUGGUUUCCCAUGGCAGCUGACUGAAUUCGUCAUUGGAGUGUUUCUGCAGGUUUUGGGUUUGCCAUUUGUAGCUGUGGCUCAGGUUUCCCUCUUUUCCAAAGUAACUUCUGAGAAAACACAAGGUUUCAGUCAGGGCGUGCGUCGCUCAGUGGGGGGUCUUGCUACCAUCCUGGGUCCUCUGUGGGCUGGUGGCCUCACAGACAACAUGUAUAUCAUGAUGGGGGUGAUGAUGGCACUGUUGGCACUGCUUACGAUUAUGCUGGCUUUCUCAUACGACCGGAUGCUUGCACCUGCUGUCGAGGAGCAAGUGGAUGACCCGGACAACUGUGGCUAAACCAGCAGAAGGCUGAUGGGAUAAACUUGGAUAUAAAAGUGGGAGAUUCCCUUUCCUGCACCUAGCGGUCCAUCCACAGUUUCACUUUCUGCUCUGGGACCAUCACGCAGGGUGACAACACACACACACCUCAUCAUCUCCUGAGGGCUUACCUUACACUUGGACUUUGCGUACAGAGGCUGAUCAGAGCACUGAUAUGGUGCAUGUAUACAUUUCCCAUGGAAAUAUGGAGUCCUGCUGACACAGUGUGUGCAAGCUUUGGAUUAAAUUGGUUUCCGUCAUUUUGUGUUCUGCAUUGAAGUACCAUCCACAUUUGAUUCAUCACAUAUUCUGCUAUCAAUGAACAUGCCAAGUGGUAAGCUGAUGUAGUUGUCUUUGAGCAGCAGGAGUGUAAAUGAGCUGUUUAGUCUUAAUACUUGUUCUCCUCAAAAAUAUAUAUAUAUAUAUUGUGUUUAUUGGGUUUUUCAACAGCAGUCAUUUUAACAAAGCAGGUAUCACAAGUGGGUAAAAAAAUAUUCACUUAAAUAGAUAUGGUAACAAUUUAAAUACUGCUUAACACCAGGGCAAACAAAAUCCCACAUAGACCGAAGACAAACAGACAUACAAAAAUAAAAAACCGGCAGCUAAAACAAAAAUGUCAGUAAUAAACAAUACAUGUCAGUACGGCAGAAUCUCCUCCCCGCGACAAGCCGUCCCUCAAAAAUAUUAACCAGUUUACAGGUAUAAAAUCAGGAUUUAUUGUAUUCUUAAGUAAAAUGUACAACAUUAAGAACAAGACCUUACUUUGCCAAUACAUCCAAAGGAUUUCAACAUUCAAUAUAAUUAAAAUCCAAUCCAUCUACAUCUGAUAUAAAGAAGCUUUCUCCUUCAACAGAGAAAUAUUUACAAAAACUAUUAUUUUUAUUUUUAAAUUAAAUUUGUGUGUUUUUGGAAAUUAAUACUUUGAGACUUGCCUCUACUAUUAAAGCAAUAUGUUUGGUCACUAGAUAAAAUAACUACUAACACAAAAUAAUAAAUGAAUGUGUUGAAACGGUUUCCCUUGGUGAUGGAAAUGCUGAUUAAAUGGCAUUUGAAACAUUACUUCAAAUACCAGUAAUUUAAUUUCUGAAGGAAACAGUAAAUACCAUGGAUUUCUGCCGAACCCUGAUUAAAGGUUGUUAAUUAAAGUUUCUAAUAUUUCUACUGUGAGGCCGGUUAAAGGAUGAAAUAAGUUUUGUGCUUUGGAAAAAACAGCAGUACCAUUAUGUAACACCAGUGGGAGCUCUUAGUCUACUGAAGUGUAUACCUGUUGUUGCUGCUGAGCCGUAAUGCUCUGAUCGCAGUCGGUACGAUAACUCCAUAAGGUGCACAAAUACACAUUUAGGGAAACACAGCUGUGGUGGGAGUGUUGUUGUAGAAAACAGCCUUUCGCGGUUUUAGGUGGCAGUACAGAAAACACACACUAAUAAAUCAAAUAAUAUUUUUCACAUGGCUUUACAUGUUUUGGUGUGCACCACCUUUAUAAUUUGUUCAGGUUUUGUUUUCACGAUCAGUUGUAUGAAUGAUGAGACAUUUUAUUUAUUAUUUAUUAUAAUAUUUAUUUGAUAUUUUAUGAGCCCCUAUGAACAACUUUUCCUAUGUAUUCAUUUCCUCUACAAGAAAAAUAAAUAUUCACUAUACUCUA
Messenger RNA from Eleginops maclovinus (Patagonian blennie), 3461 nucleotides. RefSeq names its product major facilitator superfamily domain containing 8-like 1 (gene mfsd8l1). The record is from RefSeq and is a predicted model, not a curated record. The coding region runs from base 302 to 1798 and encodes 498 amino acids. Lineage: Eukaryota; Metazoa; Chordata; Actinopteri; Perciformes; Eleginopidae. Gene Ontology annotation, biological process: transmembrane transport. Gene Ontology annotation, molecular function: transmembrane transporter activity. The transcript is spliced from 12 exons.